This is a messenger RNA of Lathyrus oleraceus (garden pea), 1965 nucleotides long. RefSeq lists its product as uncharacterized. The record is from RefSeq and is a predicted model, not a curated record. Gene Ontology annotation, biological process: telomere maintenance; DNA repair. NCBI's taxonomy places the organism in Eukaryota, Viridiplantae, Streptophyta, Magnoliopsida, Fabales, Fabaceae. Gene Ontology annotation, molecular function: DNA helicase activity. The transcript is spliced from 6 exons. The coding region runs from base 1 to 1965 and encodes 654 amino acids.
AUGGUAGAGGAUUAUCAAACAGCUAACAAUGUUGUGGAAUCAAACUUAACUAAUAUGUUGUUGAAGGACUUGAAUGAACUCUUAAACCUGCACGGUAAAAAGAUUGAUGAUUAUGAUCUCCCAUCUUUACCCCCUAAUACAAUAGACAGAGGUGCAGUUCCAAGUAUCAUACAAGAGGAGUUAGCGAUCGAUAUCCCCAAUGAAGAUAUUGAAUCUAUUGCUAUGUUAAAUAAUGAUCAAAUGAUUGCAUUCAACACCAUUAUGAAUGUAAUUGUUCAAAAACACAGUGGAGUAUUUUUUAUUGAUGGUCCAGGAGGAACAGGUAAAACAUUCCUUUAUAGAACAUUAAUGGCAAGUUUAAGAAGUAGAGGAGAAAUUGUCUUAGCAACUGCAUCAUCUGGUAUAGCUGCAACAUUGUUACCCGAUGGUAGGACUACACACUCUCGAUUUAAGAUACCUAUUGAUAUUCAACCGAGUUCCAUUUGUGGUAUUGAAAAGCAAAAGGAUCUUGCAAAUCUCAUUAGAGUUGCUGCCGCAAUAAUUUGGGAUGAAGCACCAAUGAUAAACAAAAAUUGUUUGGAAGCCUUAGAUCGAGCAUUACAAGACAUUUGUAGCAACAGUGCUCCAUUUGGUGGAAAAGUUCUGAUCAUGGGGGGGGGGGAUUUUCGUCAAGUCCUUCCUGUUGUAAGAAAAGGUACUAAGGCACAAAUGAUUUCAGCGUGUAUUGUUCAGUCUCAUUUAUGGAAUCAUACCAAGAUUUUGCAUUUGCGUCAAAAUAUGCGAUCAUUGCAUGAUCAAGAGUUUGCAGAAUUUCUUAUCCGCAUUGGUGAUGGUGUCGAACCUACCAAACCAGAUGACAUGGUGAGGUUACCUUUACAUAUUGCAAUCCCAUGGGAAGGUGAACAUUCCAUACAAGUACUUAUCCAACAUAUUUUUCCUGAUCUAGAAUUGCAUGGUUGGGAUGCCCCAUAUAUGGUACAAAGAGCUAUUUUGACACCAACAAAUGAUGAUGUCCAGAAAUUGAAUGAUAUGAUUAUCGAUCAGUUUCCAGGAGAAGAACAUAAUUUGUUAUCGUUUGACGAGGUUGAAGGAGAUAAUCAUAAUUUAUACCAGCAAGAAUUCUUAAACUCAAUUGCACAAGGUAGUUUGCCACCUCAUAUUCUAAAGAUAAAAAAGGAUGCAUCAUUGAUGUUGUUACGAAAUCUAGAUCCUAGAUAUGGAUUGUGUAAUGAGACCCGGUUAUUAUGUCGUGGUUUAUUUAUGAAUAUGUUGGAUGUGGAAAUCCUGACAGGAAGCAACGCAGGAAAACGUGCUUUUUUGCCUAGAAUUAAAAUAAAAACAUCUGCAAGUGAUGGACUGCCUUUUGUCCUUAGUAGAAAGCAGUUUCCUGUGCGACUAAGUUUUGCAAUUACAAUAAAUAAAUCACAAGAACAAACCAUUCCAAAUGUUGGAAUAUAUCUUCCACGACAUGUUUUUAGUCAUGGACAGUUAUAUGUGGCUUUAUCCAGGGGUGUUUCACAGACUACAACAAGAGUUUUAACCAGGGAAGGAAAAUUGAAAGGAGAAGAUGGUGACUACACAAAAAAUGUAGUCUACAAACAAAUUCUUUUAUCGCACCCGCAGAUAACAGACUUUGAAGAUAAAUGGAACACGUGGAAGGAUGAACAAAGUAUUUCAUCCAUCGGCAAACUCGACAAUAAGGUCAAACGUUUGAAAAUUUACUCCAUCGGUUGGAGCUCCACGGUGAUAACAGAUAAAACACAACUUUGGAAAAUGGUGAAAAGAGAAAUAAUAUCUCAAAGGAUGGAGAGAAAUUCAGGUAAUUCAGAAACAAGUCAUAAUUGUUGUUCUACGAAAUCUAGACUAAAACAAAGUAUCUCCAUUCUCCAGUUUUUUAAAUCUCAAGAGCGCAUUGAUAAAGGGAUGUACGAAGAAUUGAUUCGAAUCUUUAUAAGGGAAAAAUAA